This is a messenger RNA of Salvelinus fontinalis (brook trout), 5270 nucleotides long. RefSeq names its product guanine nucleotide-binding protein G(s) subunit alpha-like. The transcript has 4 exons. Gene Ontology annotation, molecular function: GTP binding; G-protein beta/gamma-subunit complex binding; G protein-coupled receptor binding. Gene Ontology annotation, biological process: adenylate cyclase-modulating G protein-coupled receptor signaling pathway. Gene Ontology annotation, cellular component: heterotrimeric G-protein complex. NCBI's taxonomy places the organism in Eukaryota, Metazoa, Chordata, Actinopteri, Salmoniformes, Salmonidae. Bases 651 to 1520 code for a protein of 289 amino acids. The record is from RefSeq and is a predicted model, not a curated record.
ACCUAGGUACUCCUUGCGAAACACACAUGACACAGAGAGGAAGGAGUUGAAUGUUAUAGUAGCUAAGCAGACUAGUUUCCAGGCUACUUUGGACCAUAUUUGUCUCGAUUCAUAUUCUAAAACAAUUACUGCUUCUAGACUAAUCACAAAAUCAAACAACGUGACAAGGAGUGAAAAUAAAAGCUUGACCAAACCAGAAUUACGACGUAAGGCUACAACAAAACACUCGGAAGAAGAAGAAAGAUGGUCAAAAUUAGCUUUGGAACAUUGCGCCACGACAACAACAACAACAUUGUCUCUGUUCUGAGAGUAUGCAGCCGAACGGCGCCCUGGACUAGAGCUAGGUCUAAUUCAUCUGCUGUGAUAGUCUAUUUGUUUUACCCAUCUGGCUGUGGUGGAGGGCAUGUGGCUUUUUAGAACUACAAAUGUUUUUCUUUUACACCUGUCACAAAUCUUGAGGAAGGUGUUUUUUUCUUGGAUCAGUCUAGCAAUUAGCAUUAUUAAUUUACUAUUUCCCCUCCCUUUCAUUGCCUCCCUGUUUGGCACUCAUUAAAUGGAUUAGGGGGAAGGCCCUGCAAUAGACUAGCGUCCUGUCCUGGGUGUACUUGUACGUCAAGCUGCCUCACACUACAGAAACAGGCUCCUGCCCUAUGGGCCUUUCUGUCUCAGACAAGGCUACUUAUUACUUUACUUCCUUUUAUUGUAUUUUUUUUAGGAAGAUGGCUUGUUUUGGCAUUGGGAAUAAGACCAAAGGCAAAUGUGGAGAAGAAGAGGAAAAGGCACGGAGAGAAGCAAACAAAAGGAUUGAGAAACAGCUUAAAAAAGAUAAACAGCAAUACUAUAAAUCUCACAGGCUCCUACUACUAGGAGAUUGUGACUCAGGGAAAAGCACAAUAUUCAAUCAGAUGCGAUUGUUGGACACAGAAUUAACUGAGGAGGAGAAAUUAAUGCAAUACAUGCAACACAAAAAAGCUUCAGGCAUUUUUGAGACAUAUUUCAGAGUAGGCGAAUACGUUUUUUAUUUGUUCAAUGGCAGAGGUGGGUGGGGAUCCACAAGGAGAGUGUUUCGGGACCAGUCGGCCUAUAUUUUAGUGGUGGACAGCAGCAGCUAUGAUAUGGUGUGUCAGGGAGACAAUCAAACCAACCAACUGCAGGAGGCACUAAACUCCUUAGAGCGCCUCUGGAACAGAAUGCGGAAAAUGGACCGUCCUCUCUUCCUCUUUUUGAACAAACAGGACCUGCUAGCAGAGAAGGUGUUGGCGGGGAAAUCUAAAAUAGAGGAUUAUUUUCCAGAGUUUGCACACUACACUUCACAUGAACAUACAACACCAGUACAAGGGGAGGAUCCAAGUGUCACCAGGGCAAAGUACUUCAUACGUGACAAGUUUUUGAAGAUCACAGCCAGUGGAGAUGUGGAUAUGCACAAAUGUUUUCCUUUUUUCACCUGUGCAAUCGACUUGGAAAACAUCCAGCGUACCUUCAGAGACUGUGUAGAUAAGUUAAACUUUUGCUCGUCAUGAAUGCAACAAAGGCGAGACACAAAGGAAGUCAUAGCGGACAUCUACGAAGAAGGACUGUCUGAUGAUGGCAUCUCAGGUAAGCAGCACUGGGCGUUCUUCUGUCCAACUUUUACAUAGCUAGUAGGUUAGCUCCUACGAUUCAGUGUUGAUAACAUUGUACUAUAUUACAUACAUACAUACAUACAUACAUACAUACAUACAUACAUACAUACAUACAUACAUACAUAGCGUAGAAUGAUAAAUCAUGCAAUUAUUAUUCUCAAGCUAACCAAAAGUAUUUAGCUACGAAUGCCUGUUCUCGCCAUUUUAAGUUGAAUUAAUCUAACUUUCUUUCAUGGCAACUCAUAAGCAGGCCAUGUCCUAUUUGUUUCACAGUCGAUAUAUAAUCAUAUUUCAUGACAGUGUAACGGUUUGCUUUUUUUUACAGAAGGAUGAAAGAACACUGUCUGUCAGGGAAUGCUAUUCUGUUAUGUCAGAUGAAGAGUUAGACCAGAAAGUCAGCGCCAUUAAGGCAAGGAUGCCCCAUGCGGGCUUUAGAAUGGUCAAAGGAAGUCUCAGCAAUGGGCCAUCGUGUACAAUGGCGAAGUUAGGGGGUCUUUGCAGCGUAUUGAUGGUGCAGGUAUCAUUGUCAGAAUGAUCCAGCUUCCUUGCAUUGCUCGGCAAAAAUAAUAUGUUCCUGCUCCCAUGUCUCUCGUCCACAUUGAUACAAAUCAUAAAUUGAUAAGGUACUAAGAUGUAUAAUGUCUCCAUAAAAUCUAAGACGUUAUUUCAACUUUUUAUUCUUACCUUUCAAUGAUGUAUGAAAUCUGAGUUUUUCUUCAUCUACUGGUAAUACACAAAUAAUGAAGCAGGUUAAUAGUUUAAACAUUUCACCUUUAAUUCCAAUGCUUUUUUUUCAAGAUACUAUAAGUAUAUUAUUUUGUAUACAUAUUGCACAUUUCACAUCACCUAAUGAACUACCACAAUACCAGUCUGGUGUUAAGCUUUCUGUGCUGUAUUGACGUAUCCUGAAAAUGACAUCUGCUGUUUUAGAUUGAAGGGUCAUAUCUCAGUUAUUGUUUUCAUAUCUACAAAAAAUAAGCUAUUUUCUUUACUUUCAGAGUGCGAGCUGAUCAAGGAGUCGAAAAUGUAGACAUUGCCAGAUAUUCACUGUCCGAGGAACAGGCCAUGGAAGCUUUAUUGCUGGCAAAAGUGUCCAUAACCAGAGGUUAAUUAAACUGUUCUGUGUUAUUUUUCGCUCUUCCUCUCUGCCUGUCUUGUACAUGAAACCUGUCUCACAUGCACAGUUUGGAGGAAGAAGGAUACCUUUACCUGUAAAAUUCUAUCCACCUCUUCUGUGUGGGAUUUGUGUUCCUACCUCGUCUGCGGGCAGAUCUGCAGCAGUUCAGAGAAUUGGAAUAAUCACCCUUUAAGUACAGAGGCGAGCCUGACACCUCACCAGCUGUAGCAUAUCGGAAUGCUCCAAACACCUGUGCACAUGUUUGUUUUUGCCUUAGCACUACACAGCUGAUUCAAAUGAUCAAGUCAUCAUCAAGCUUCAAGUGGUAUUUAUGUCUAAUAAUGACAUUAUCUUCAAUUGUUUGUCCUCAUGUGUCUGUUUUUCAGCAUAAAGUACUCUGUAGCCACUUAGUGUGGACACCAGGUGAGACCACACACACACAAUAACAGUCUCUCUCCUUCACUUCAUCCCUCUCCCCCUUCUCCCGAAAUCCUCUAGGUUAUAUCAGCUGUGUUGGUGAACCCCUGCCGCAUCUGAACUGGCUGACACAGAGGGCACAGCAUGAUCAAAGGUAUGUUUUGAUGUGAGAGAGGAAGCCAGUCCCGUCAUCGCCACCUCAUCUGCUCUUAACUUCUUAUGGCUGCAUCCCGCUAACGGGAUCGAUAUGACAACAGCCAGUGAAAGUGCAGGGUGCCAAAUUCAAACAGAAAUCUCAUAAUUAAAAUUCCUCAAACAUACAUGUGUUUUAUAUCAUUUUAAAGGUAAUCUUGUUGUUAAUCCCACCAAUGUGUCCGAUUUCAAAUAUGCUUUUCAGCGAAAGCACUACAAACGAUUAUGUUAGGUCACCACCAAACCACAAUAAUGGUCCCGUGUGGCUCAGUUGGUAGAGCAUGGCGCUUGCAACGCCAGGGUUGUGGGUUCAAUUCCCACGGGGGGACCAGGAUGAAUAUGUAUGAACUUUCCAAUUUGUAAGUCGCUCUGGAUAAGUGCGUCUGCUAAAUGACUUAAAUGUAAUGUAAAAUAAGCACAGCCAUUUUACCAGCGAAAUAUAGCAGUCACAAAAAGCAGAAAGAGAUAAAAUUAAUCACUAACCUUUGAUGAUCUUCAUCAGAUGACACUCAUAGGACUUCAUGUUACACAUUACAUGCAUGUUGUUUGAUUAAGUUUAUAUUUAUAUAAAAAAAUCUGAGUUUACAUUGGCGUGUUACAUUCACUAGUUCCAAAAACAUCAAGUGAUUUUGCAUAGCCACAUUGUUUCAACAGAAAUAUUCAUCAUAAAUGUAGAUGAUAAUACAAGUUAUACACAUGGAAUUAUAGAUAUACCUCUCCUUAAUGCAACCGCUGUGUCAGAUUUCAAAAAAACUUUACGGAAAAGCAAAUCAUGCAAUAAUCUGAGACGGCGCUCAGAACAAUAGCCAAAUUAGCCACCAUGUUGGAGUCAACAGAAACCAGAAAAUACAUGAUAAAUGUUUCCUUACCUUUGAUGAACUUCAUCAGAAUGCAGUCCUAGGAAUCUCAGGUCAACAAUAAAUGCUUGAUUUGUUCGAUAAUGUCCGUUAUUUAUGUCCAAUUAGCUACUUUGGUUAGCGUGUUUGGUAAACAAUUCCAAAGUCACAAAGCACGUCCACUAUAACGUGACGAAAUGUCCAAAAGUUCCGUAACAGUCAGUAGAAACAUGUCAAACGAUGUACUAAAUCAAUCUUUAGAAUGUUGUUAACAUACAUCUUGAAUAACGUUCCAACUGGAGAAUUAGAUUGACUUCAGCUGAGCGAUUGAACGGAGCAGCCUAUCACCAGAACGUGCGUUGUCAAAGCAUGGUCAGCUCGUGGCAGUGGUGACUAAGUCUCCUUCGGCCCCCCUUCACAUUAGAGUCAUCAGACAAAGUUCUAUUGACUGUUGACAUCUAGUGGAAGCCGUAGGAAGUGAAAACUCAUGAAUAUCUCGCUGUAAUGUCAAUGAGAGCUUGGUUGAAAAUCUGCCACCCCAGAACCAAUUCAAACAGGAAGUGGAACUUCUCAGGUUUUUGCCUGCCAUAUGAGUUCUGUUAUACUCACAGACAUAAUUCAAACAGUUUUAGAAACUUCAGAGUGGUUUCUAUCCAAUACUAAUAAUAAUAUGCAAAUAUUAGCAACUAUGACUGAGGAGCAGGCCGUUUACUCUGGGCACCUCUGUGCACCUUUCAUCCAAGCUACUCAAUACUGCCCCUGCAGCCAUAAGAAGUUAAGAUAACCUUCGGGCCAACUGGGGGGCCAACUGGGGGACCAAGGCUGGUUAGGAGACACCGCUAGAGACACUGUGAUGAACUGAGAGAAUAUUAGGGUAGCACUGUAAUUAAUUAAUCAUAUGCUGUCUGCCUCUGUUCUUACCCCUCUCCUCACCUUGUCUUUCUUCCUUGUUUUAUAAUGCACACCAUAUGUGCAUUGAAGUACAGAUUGAACUUGUAUUUAUAAUAUUACAAUUAUCAUAAAUACAUAAUACAUGCAUUAUAACACCUGGAUAAUGAACUUAUUUCAAUAAAGUGUUUCACAUUC